Molecule: messenger RNA, 3286 nt
Organism: Python bivittatus (Burmese python)
Lineage: Eukaryota; Metazoa; Chordata; Lepidosauria; Squamata; Pythonidae
Source: RefSeq, a predicted model, not a curated record
UCACUCAUUCUCUCUGUAAGCAACGUCAAAGGAGGGAGUGCCUGUUCGGAGGCAGACUGAGGCUGUUCUGGGGAAAUUCUUGGUCCUGGAAGAUCCAGAGAGGCUGGUCUUGACGGAGCCGCGGCAGCCAAGCGGCGAGAGGUUUGCUGAGCGCCGCAGGGCUGGAUGGCCCUGGCCGAGGGCGGUUGGUGCCUGCUGAAGCGCUGCGGUCCCGACGACUCGCCCUGUCCGGUGGCACCCCGGGAGGUGCCGGGCCCUUCGCCGCCCCCGCCCGCGUCAGCGGGUGCCUCGCCCGGGGGGGGCGGGGGCCCGUCCAGCGUCAGGAGCUUCAAGCAGGAGCCCGGAGGCCACCCGCACGCCCACCCCCACCCCCAGAGCCUGCAGGGCAGCACCUAUGACGGAGCGUCCCCGGGCAGCGGCGGAGGCGGCUUCGUGCCUUCCACGGCCGGAUCUCCCGUCUACGUGCCGACCACCCGCGUUGGGUCCAUGCUGCCCUACCUCCAGAACCCAACGGGCGCCGGACAGGCUGGGGGACCGUCGAACGGUGCCCCCCGGGAGCCGGCCGCCUACAGCCCGCGGGAGCAGUUCCGGCCGCUGAACGGAUCCUACUACGGCCCCUACAUGGGCGCCCAGUUCAGCCCGCCAGGCUGGGGCAGCCCUUUCGACAACUCCCUGCUGCACUGCCUGCCCAGCCGAGCCACCACCCUUGCCGUGAGACCGUCCAGCGCAGAUCUCCUGGAUGAUCUGAAUGAGAGCCGGGAAUGCGUCAACUGUGGCUCCAUCCAGACCCCCCUGUGGAGAAGAGACGGGACUGGCAACUAUCUCUGCAAUGCCUGUGGGUUGUACACCAAGAUGAAUGGCCUCAGUAGGCCCCUGAUCAAGCCUCAGAAGAGAGUGCCUUCUUCAAGACGACUGGGCUUGUCUUGUGCCAACUGUCAUACUACAACCACCACCCUUUGGCGCAGGAAUGCAGAAGGAGAGCCCGUAUGCAAUGCUUGUGGCCUGUACAUGAAGCUUCACGGGGUGCCCCGACCUCUUGCUAUGAAAAAAGAGGGAAUUCAAACCAGGAAACGAAAACCGAAGAACAUAGCUAAGACAAAAUCAUGCUCUGGUAAUAAUAACAAUAAUGCUGUUCCUAUGACUCCAACUUCCACAUCUUCUACAAACUCAGAUGACUGUAGAAAAAAUGCUUCCCCCGGCACACAAACAACAGCCUCAGGGGCGGUCUCUUCAGUGAUGUCCAGCCGGGGUGACAGUACCAGUCCUGAGACUAGCGCACUCAAAUAUUCUGGCCAGGAAGGGCUCUACUCAGGCGUCAGCCUGACCUCCACUGCAGAAGUGACAGCCUCUGUGAGACAGGAUUCUUCCUGGUGUGCCUUGGCUCUAGCAUGAAUUGGUGGCAAAUCAGUGCUGGUGUGGAUAUUUGCCCUGGGCUGCAGCCAGCUACACUUUUGUUGGAUAUUUUUGCUGUGAUCAAGCAGUCCAGGAAGCUGUGGCCAUGAUGGCAGGGACAGUCUUGCCCAUCAUACCUGCUUCUAGAUACAUUUCUUCCCUGCAACACUGACUCUCCAGGUCAUCAGUCUGCAAGAGAAUCAAGGGAGCGGAACUGCAUCUUUUACUCAACAAGGAGUGCCCUUCUGCACUAUUCAUAGAUCUUCGCCAUGACUAUCUGUGCUGCCUUGUGUAUUUGUGGAUUGCGUCUUUGUUUCACUCCCACUCGACCAACAUCCAAGAUCUGAUUGAUGUUGACAUUUUUUUUCUUUUUGUAGACAAAGUAGGCAAAGCUUGCAUUAUAAUGGAUAAUGCAGUGUAGAAGAGCAAUUCAAGUGUGCAUCUUGUCCGUAUGCGUAACCGCAUAUCUUGAACUUGACAGUUCUGAUCUAUCUCACAGGUCAGUGUUCUCAGCUAGUGCCUUCUGCUCUAUAUUUUCUGGGUAGUUUUUCUGAAGUAACUUCCGAUAAAGCCCAAUGAAGGAAAACAUCUGGUACACCCUUCUCAAGAUAGAACUUGCUAACAAGAACUUAUUCUAAAAUAUUUGCAUUGUUGUCUUUAAACAUAUACUGUGAUAGAGGAGGUGGAGUGUCUAUGAUAUGACUGACCUGUAUAUAGUCAGUCAGAAUUUGUAAACAGGGUAGCCUUCAAAAAAAGAGAUCCCUUUUGCAUAUACACAAUUUUGUUUUUAUGAAAAGUGCAAUUUCUGUUGCAGCAAUCAGUGUUAAAUCAUAAGCAUAAGAUUUAACCGCAGUUUUUAUACGAAUGAAUGGAAUGAAUGUAAACAUUUUAACUUAAUGGUACAUAAAUAAUUUAAAAGAAAAAAAAAGUUAAACUAGGCAUCUUUAUAGGUUUUUUUUAUUGCAACAAAAAUGUUUGAUGUCUGUGUUUCUGAUUUUCAAACAAAAGUUUCAAGAACAAAAGUUUUCUCAGGAAAAAAAAGAUUAACCUGUCUAAGCCAGCCUUCCACAAAUCUCAUGGCCUCCAACUGAGUUGGAUUGCAAUGCCAGAAUUCCAGCUAAGCAUAACGGAAGAUUCAUCCUGUUGGGAAUUCUCAUAGUUGUAGUCCAGCCUAUUGAGGAAGGCUGGCCUAUCUAGUCAUAAGCUUUUAUAUAUAGAUACACAGUUGUCCCCACUAUCUUGCCAUGAAUAAAGUAUGUGCUAGAAAAGUGUCCAUUGCAAUAAAAAUUUACUACCUAAUGGCAAAAUAUGUAAAUACUUCAUCAGAAUUAUGAAGCAUUUUUCAAAUAUUGGAUGCAGUCUGUAGAAUAUAGCUGACCUGUAGCUAGGUUGGUUUGCAUAUUUUUCAAAGCAAAAGCAAAUGAUGGGAUGUCAUGUGGAAAGUUGUUUUCACCAGAGGUUUAAAAAUAAAAGGGUUACGUGUUAUGUCUAUAUGUGAUUUCUCUUUAAUAUACUGCAAAAUAAAGGAGUACAUUCAAAAAGCUUCUUCCUGUAAGCUUGCAAAAAAUUCAGGUAAGGAUUAAAAGAAUAUUCAGACUUCUACCAUUCAUAAAUGUAAAUAUUAAGUUUUCUUGUUUAUCCCCCUUGGUCAGCAUUAAGGAUUGAUUGGUAGUAUUAGACCAGUGUGGGCUAUUCAGUUGCAGGAAAAUCUUUGUCCAGUUGCUAUUUACUAAUUUCCAAACUCCUAAAUUUAUGCAGUGAUGCUACCGCAACAGUCAAGGAGCAUUGGGACGUAAUGCAUGCCAGGAAAUCUGCUUGUUUCUGUUUUCCAUUUCUUCUCAGUGGUGUGUUCUGAUAAAGAGACGAGUUUUUGUAUAAAAUGUUAUUUAAAUCC